AGGCCAGUCGCGGCGCUGUCCAGGUGGCCGGCGGUGGGGUGUGAAGUUCCAGAGGCCAUCUCCAGACAGUGAGCGCUAGUGGAGCACCAGAGGUCAUCCGUGGACGUGGCCUGAUGUGGGAGUCUCAGAGGCCUCUUCAGACAGCGACCGAGAGUGGAGUACCAGAGGCCAUCCCCAGACAGCGUCGCCGAUCGUAGUACACGCCUCGGGCGUCGGCUGACGACCCGGCCAGCCGCGCGACCUGAGCCAUGCCCGAGCCGAGUGCUGCCGGCGGGGCCGGGCGGGGGCUGACACUGAGUCAGUUCCGGCACCACUAUCUCUACAGCCCGCAACCACCGCAAGGCGCCUGUGAGCGGCUGUGGAAGGCCUGCCUCCCUGGCCCAGCCUGCGCGGCCGACUGCGUGCAGCGCCGCCUGCCGAUCGUGACCUGGCUGCCGGCCUACCAGCCGCGUCAGGAUCUGGUGGGCGACCUCAUCGCCGGCUUCACCGUCGCAAUCAUGCACAUCCCGCAAGGCAUGGCGUACGCGCUGUUGGCCGGCGUACCGCCCAUACACGGCAUCUAUAUGGCGUUUUUCCAGUGCCUCUUGUACGUCGUGCUCGGAACAUCGCGCCAUUUGUCCGUCGGCACGUUUGCCGUCACGUGCAUCAUGACUGGGAAGGUGGUACUGGAGUACUCGGCGCCGCAGCCGGGCGCGCCCGGCCGCCCCGAGCACGACCCGGUGACCGUGGCCACCACCGUCGCCCUCGCCGUCGGCCUGGUCCAGCUGGCCAUGUUCGUGCUGCGAAUGGCGGCGCUGACAGUGGUGCUGUCCGACAUGCUGGUGCGAGGCUUCACCACCGGCGCCGCCGUGCACGUGCUGUUCUCCCAGCUGCCAUCGCUGUUUGGUCUGCACCUGCCCCGCUUCUCCGGCGCCGGCAAGCUGGCCAAGCUGUCCGUGGCCAUCCUGAAGAAUGUACAUAGCGCCAAUCCUGCCUCAACAGCGAUAUCAGCAGCCACCAUUGUCAUCCUUGUUUUGAACAACGAGUUGUUUAAGCCUCAGCUGGCCAAGAGGACGCGGUUUCCGGUACCUGUCGAGCUGCUUGUCGUCAUUGUCGGCACGUCUGUCUCGUUCUUCUGCGAUCUGGCCGGUCGCUUUGACGUCCAGGUCACCGGCAAUGUGACGACUGGGCUGCCGCGUCCCAGCAGCCCGGCCAUCUCGCUGCUGCCCAACGUGUUGCUGGACGCCGUCAUCAUCGCCAUCAUCACCUACUCGGUGGCGCUCUCCAUGGCGCAGCUGCUGGCCAGGAAGCACGAGUACACUGUGGACGCCAGCCAGGAGCUGUUGGCCCAGGGCGUGGGCAACGCGGUGUCGGCGUGGUUCUCCUGCGCGCCGAUGGGAGCCUCGCUCUCCCGCUCACUCAUCGUGGACGCGACCGGCGGCCGCACGCAGGCGUCGGGACUCAUCACCGCCCUGCUGCUGCUGUUCGUGCUCCUCUGGCUGGGGCCAGUCUUCCAGCUGCUGCCACGGUGUGUGCUGAGCGCCAUCAUCGUCGUCUCGCUCAAGGGGCUGCUAUGUCAGCUGCGCGAGGCGCCCCAGCUCUGGCGAACCUCCCGCGCCGACACCCUCAUCUGGGCGGCCACGCUGCUGGCCGUCGUGCUCGUCGACAUUGACGUCGGUUUGGCUGUCGGCGUCGUCGUGUCUGUGGUGGUGCUGCUGUGGCGCCACCAGCGGCCGCCAGCCGAACUUCUCGGCCGCGUGCCCGGCACGGACCUCUACAUGGAUCGGAAGAAAUACAGGGCCACGGAGCUGGACCCCGACGUGCGGAUUUUUCGGUUCGGGGGCGCGCUGCACUUCUGCAACGUGGGGUACUUCCGGUCGCGUCUGGCGGCGCUGACAGGGCUAGAGGAGGCCCGAAGGCGGCAGGCGGCCAGCCGAGAGGACUGCGAGUCGGCCGGCCGGCGGCGCCGAGCCGCCAACACCGCCGAUGACAUGGAGCUGCUCGCUCCACUAACGGCCGAGGACAGUGACGGUGGCGGUCGGAGAGUGCCGGCAACACCGCGGCCCGCUGGCUUCUCGCCCUUCUCCCACCUGGUGCUGGACAUGAGCGGCGUCAGCUUCACCGACUCGGCCUCGACGCGCGACCUGCUCGCCGUCGUCCGCGAGUGCCAGGCCCUGGGCAUCUCCUGCCUCCUGGCCGGCUGUAACGAGACCGUGCUACGCAUGCUCCAUGCCUGCCGGAGUCCGCUUCAAGAAGACCAGCUGUAUCCCAGCGUUCACGAUGCUGUCGUGGCCAUUCGCUCGUCCCACGUCAGCGGUGACGCCCAAUGGCUGAGCGAUUCCGCCAGCUAGCUCCACCGUCUACAUCCAUGUGGGCAAUAAGAUGCCACAAUCCAGACUGAAGUCGUCCCAACGAAUCUCUAGUCUACAUGUCAAUGCGCUGAAGUCCAGCGCAACAAACUAAGCGUAGCAGUUCAGCGGUAAAACUGCAGUUGCAAUCAAGCCGUCAAACCGUAGCGACUGUGGGGUCACGGAGUGGACCAGAGUAGACAGACCAGACCAGACCAGACCAGACCAGACCACGGAGUUCACCGUGGGAUACGACGAGUUAACAGUCGUGGUUUGGUCGCAAUCAACGCCAGACCUGCUGCCGAUGUGCCAUUUUGGUACAAUUGUACCUAUUGGGUACGCAAUCCCAGUUCUAUGACGGCUGCCUGGUUAGCGGAUAUCAAUAAGGCAUGUGUGUGCUCCACAGACUUUCAAGCAAGUCAUAUAAAAAUGUUGUUGAAGACUGGCGAGGGGCUGCGGCAAUGUGGUGUGGCUUAGUCAAGAGGGAAGUCUUUCAGCAUAAUGCAUGUAUUCGUAAAUCAGUUUUAACUUGAGUCCUCAGAGGGUUUUGCGCCCGCUGUCAAACCUUCUGCAGGAUUUUUUUUUUUGCAAGUCACUGCUAAGGUGGUAGUGACAGGUAAUGUGGAAAGUGUGCGUCAAUGCUAUUUUGAUAAUGAUAUAGUGGUUGUGGAUUUGUCCUGCACGAUAGUAUCAACGGAGUAAAUUACAGAAACCCAGUGUUAUGUCAACCCUAGGAAGGAUGUUAUGUCCGCCGCCAUAUCCUCUGUAGAACGUUACUUUUCUGGGGUGCUGUGAAAUAAUGAUAAUUGAAGGUGAUACGGAAAGGAGUUUGCAGGGAAAUAAUAAUAAUGCAAGGUGGUGCGCACGAGGGUUUGUAUGCAACUUUGUUUUUCAUGAAAGGUAUCGGAUGUGUCCCACAUGACCGUGUCAAUACAGCAAAUGACCGUGGGUGGAA
Pollicipes pollicipes is the source of this 3282-nucleotide messenger RNA. RefSeq names its product solute carrier family 26 member 10. Gene Ontology annotation, cellular component: membrane. NCBI's taxonomy places the organism in Eukaryota, Metazoa, Arthropoda, Thecostraca, Pollicipedomorpha, Pollicipedidae. Bases 249 to 2330 code for a protein of 693 amino acids. The record is from RefSeq and is a predicted model, not a curated record. The transcript has 15 exons. Gene Ontology annotation, biological process: transmembrane transport.